AUUUCUUCUUCUUUUUUCUCUUCCAGGGAAUUUAAGGUGACAUUUUAGUUUCAUAACAGGAGAUAAAUUUGGUGAAGAAAUACAGACCACCAUAAGGCCAUAUGGUUGAACUUUCUAGCCAAAAAAAAGAGAGAUUUUAAUGAAGUUAAUUGUAGUGUACCCCCAUUACUGUUCUAACUACUAUAAUAAUACUCUUGUAUCCAGGGCUUUUUUUCUCAUAGAACGCCCAGAACGGAGUUCCGGCACCUUUUUUGGAUGAAACCUUGUAGGGUAGGCAAGGCAGGUUGUAUGAUGUGUGUGAGUUCUGGCACCUUUUUUUUUUUAUAGAAAAAAAAGCACUGCUUGUAUCAUAGGAUUACUGUCACCUGCUGACUGAAAGAUAGAGCUACCACAUGUUAGCUGCAAACAUCUGGAGGACCACUAAAUGGCAGCAAAGAGACAGCAAUUUGAACCGGUUGCUCCCAUCUAGUGGUCAGCUGGAUUUUUACAAAGCAAAUUUAAGAUGGCUUCCAGUUUUGCUCUACUUAGUUCCUAAAACCUAAGCUAGCCAAGCUAAUAGGGAAGAAUUUGAUUAUGCUAGGAAAAAAAAAACAGUUGGUGCAGGAAGAGAAAGUAUAAUUAGAUGACGUUGGUGGACUUUGUACUAUAUGUAGAAUAAGUUUAGUCCAGAUAAGAUUGGAAGAAUUCUUAUAAGAAAUACUGCCAUUCAUUAGUCAGCUCUCAACAAUAUUGAAUUAGAUGGACAACUUAUUUCUGUAAGAGGAAAAAGAUUUCUACUUCUAGGGUGGAAGAAGGCCACAUGUGGCUCCUGAGGCCUCUUUUUUGGAGGGGCUUGUAGAGCCAUCCUAACAAGCUGCCACAUUUCAGUUGCUUGCUGAAAACUGGAAGUGCAAUUUCUUGCCAUUUGAAGUUGAAAAAAGUUGUGCCACUAUUAGACUUGCCACAUUUUAAAAGAAAAAAAGCUCUCACAAAAUCUGGAAAAGUUUCUGGAUGUCUGAUAUGGACCUGCCAGAUGGACUUCAUCAUAUUGCUUUGCCUAUUGCAGCCUCACUCCCAAGUUAUUCAGUUUCUAAUUUUCAAAAGUUUUCAUGCCCCGGUCUAAGUAGUGUUAUAGCUAGGAAUAGACAGAUCUUAACAGCUGCAUAUAGGACUCAAACAAAACUGACAGGUAACUUUUCAAAUGUAGGUGUAAAGACAUGGAGCAGGGAAAAAGUUGAGUCUGGACUGGCCAAGCUCUAAGAUAUUACGAGACAAUAUUUGGCCUAGUUGAAAUGCUAACUGUGGACCAGGAAGACCUAAAUAAAAUUCAUGGUUUUCCAUGGAAGUCUCUGAAUGGCAUUGAUUUAUUUCCUGGGGAUCCUACCUUGCUUUUGUGCAUAUUUUUAAGCAUCAUUCUAUUGAUCUUAGAGUGUAUAAUAAUAACAAAUAUUCUCAUUUCACUAGGUUAAUAUAAAAUGAAAUGCUGAAAUGGGAGCAAUCUUGAUGGCAAAGAAAAGCAAAUUAUACAAGUGGCAAGAUUUUGAAAAGUAGAUCGUUACAGCUAUAAUGGAUGAUUUAAACCUGCACUACAGAUUUUUAAACUGGAGGAGGAGGAUCCGGGAGAUUCGAGAAGUGCGAGCCAUUCGUUACCAAGAGAGGUUCAAGCAUAUCCUUGUUGAUGGAGACACAUUAAGUUACCAUGGAAACUCUGGAGAAGUUGGUUGUUACGUUGCUCCUCGUCCGUUGACCAAAGACAACAAUUAUUUUGAGGUAUCAAUUGUGGACAGUGGUGUGCGUGGGACCAUUGCAGUAGGGCUGGUGCCUCAGUAUUACAGUUUGGACCAUCAGCCUGGAUGGCUACCGCAUUCAGUUGCCUAUCAUGCUGAUGAUGGCAAACUUUACAAUGGUCGAGCCAAGGGACGUCAAUUUGGGACAAAAUGCAAUUCUGGGGACCGGAUAGGCUGUGGGAUUGAGCCAGUGUCCUUUGAAGUCCAGACAGCACAGAUAUUCUUCACCAAAAAUGGAAAAAGGGUGGGCUCAACAAUAAUGCCACUCUCACCAGAAGGUCUCUUCCCAGCCGUAGGGAUGCAUUCACUGGGUGAAGAAGUCCGGCUCCAUCUCCAUGCAGAGCUGGGCAGUGAAGAAGAAGAUGACAGCAUUAUGAUGGUGGAUAGCUAUGAGGAUGAAUGGGGACGACUGCAUGACGUGAAAGUCUGCGGCACACUCUUGGAAUAUAUAGGGAAAGGGAAGAGCAUCAUUGACGUGGGUCUUGCACAAGCUCGGCAGCCUUUGAGUACCAGGAGUCACUACUUUGAGGUGGAGAUUGUGGAUCCAGGAGAGAAGUGCUAUAUCGCUCUGGGCCUUGCCCGCAAGGAUUACCCCAAAAACCGGCAUCCUGGCUGGAGCAGAGGAUCUGUAGCCUACCACGCAGAUGAUGGCAAAAUCUUCCAUGGAAGUGGAGUGGGGGAUCCCUUUGGCCCCCGUUGCUAUAAAGGAGAUAUUAUGGGUUGUGGAAUCAUGUUUCCACGUGACUACAUCCUUGAUAGCGAGGGUGACAGUGAUGACAGCUGUGAUACGGUGGCUAUCCGAGCCAAACCACGGGGAGUGAGGAACGUCUUAUAUCUGCAUCAGGAGGCAGAUGAGGAUGAGGAUGAAGAAGAAGAUGGGGAAGACGUGGAACUGGAACACGAGGGCAAGAAAGUAGUGGUGUUCUUCACCCGCAACGGAAAGAUUAUUGGCAAGAAAGAUGCGGUGGUGCCAUCAGGGGGCUUUUACCCCACCAUUGGGAUGCUGAGCAGCGGGGAGAAGGUCAAGGUGGAUCUACAUCCACUCAGCGGCUAAAGAUCAAGGGCUGGAGAAUACAUCUCUUCUGCCACUCCGAAGGCUGCCGGAUAGCCCCGGCCAUUCUCUUUUGCAACUUUGGCCAUUGCUUCCAGGGGUGAUCUUCUUGACGUGGGGUUAUAUAGAGAUAUUUGUCUAUCUAAUAACAUCUGAGCCACACUUCUUGUCUCUUUCCUGUCUGCUUGAUUGCAACUGUUUUAAUACUGGAAAACUCUUGAGGCUCUUAUUUCCAGGCGGGUCAGGGAUUCGUUCCUGGAACACAGUCCCUAUCUCUUUUCUGCUCAUAAUGUUCCAUUAAUUACUGUUUCUGAGGGCAGGACAGCUUUCGAGUUUGACAUGGUUGACAAAAGAGACCGGAAUAUGGCCUAGCCUUAUUCAACUCUGGGGUGUCCACGAUCCUGUUUUUCUAAGGGGAUUAUUGAAUUGCAGAUGGAACAGAUCAGCUCCUCUUGCCCAGUGAUAGGAACCAUUUGCAUUAUUAUAUCUGGUACACUGGACGCCUCAUUCUCCAGUGAGAGCCAGUUUCAAAAGUCUGAUCCGAUGUAUUUUUCUCCUGAGCCCAUCAGUGCAGAAAAACCCUAUGUCAUUUUUUUU
This is a messenger RNA of Crotalus tigris (Tiger rattlesnake), 3414 nucleotides long. RefSeq names its product SPRY domain containing 3 (gene SPRYD3). The record is from RefSeq and is a predicted model, not a curated record. Gene Ontology annotation, molecular function: protein binding. The transcript is spliced from 11 exons. Bases 1546 to 2820 code for a protein of 424 amino acids. NCBI's taxonomy places the organism in Eukaryota, Metazoa, Chordata, Lepidosauria, Squamata, Viperidae.